AUGUCAGUAACAGAGUUAUUACUAUCUUAAUUGGUUUCUAAAAUAAUUAAUCAUGAUUAAUCUCAAAUAGUUUCUGAAAUAAGUGAACUCUCUUAAGCAGAAUUAGACCAAUUUUAUGAAUAACUAAAAGAAAUUGAUUUUGAUUAAGUAGAAAUUUUUAAAAAGAUAAUUAAGAAAGAAAUAAUAAUUAAUUAACAAAAAGACAAUCUUAUUUAACCUGUUGAAAAUUUACUAAGUCUUGAAAAAUAAACUUAAGACAUAAUUGAAGAAUUAUAAUAAAUAGGUUUAAAAUCUAUUUCUUAAGGUUAGUUAGCAAUAAUAACAUUAGCAGGAGGAUAAGGUAUUUAAAAAAAAAUUGAAUAAAAUAAAAAAUUAUAAAAAGGAACAAGAUUAGGCUUCGAUAAUCCUAAAGGAAUGUUUAAGAUUAAUUUACACUCUAAAAAAAGCUUAUUUUAAAUUUUUGCUGAAAGAAUUAAUCGUCUUUAUGAAUUAAGUUUAUAAAGAUUUCCCUAAAAAGAAAAUUAAAGUGGAAUUUAAUGGUAUUUAAUGACAUCUAAAUAAACUGAUAAAGAAACAAAAGAUUUUUUCAAAAAAAAUAAAAAUUUUGGAAUAAGAGAUGAAAAUUUACACUUUUUCUAAUAAGGUUAUGUGACUUGUAUUGAUAAAAAUGGAAAAAUAUUGCUUGAAAAUGAAAAUUAAAUAUAUUUAUCACCGAAUGGAAACGGAGGGGUAUACGAAGCUCUAGAAAAUAAAAAAAUAUUAAAAUAACUUAAUGAAUAAAAAAUAAAAUAUGUUCAUAUUGUUGGAAUAGAUAAUAUACUUGUAAAACUUGGCGAUCCAACAUAAUUAGGUUAUUUGAUAUAAAACAAUUAUGAAAUAGUAUCAAAAUUUGUAAAAAAAGCAUAUCCAGAAGAAUGUGUUGGUGUACAUGUUUUAAAAAACUAAAAACCUUUUAUUAUUGAAUAUUCUGAUAUGACUUAAUAAUAAAUAUAUGAAAAAAAUUUAUCAGGAUAAUACAAAUUUAAUUAAGGAUUUAUUUGUAAUUUUAUUUGCUAAGUCUCUUUUUUAAAUCGAAUCAUUUAAGAUUCUUAAUAAACAAAUUAGCUUAUGGUAUAUCAUUAAGCUAUUAAAUAAGUUUCUUAUUAUGAUGUUUUCAAAAAAGAAAUUGUUUAUCCUAAUGAAAAAAAUGCUUAUAAAUUUGAACUUUUUAUUUUUGAUGCUUUUCAACUUUCUAAUUCAUUUGGAUUAAUAGAAGUUAAUAGAGAAUAAGAAUUCGCACCAAUUAAAAAUAACGAUAACAAUUCUAAUAUUGAUACGCCUUUAACAGCCUUAGAAUUAGUAUCUAAAUUACAUAGAUAAUGGCUAAUUUAAGCUGGUUAUGUUAUCGAUUUUUAGGCUUCAACUUAAAAUGUUUUCGAAGUCGAUUAAACUAUAUCUUAUUAAGGUGAAAACAUAAAAAAACCUAGUGAUGAGCACAAGCAUAUUUAAGAAAAUAAUUUUUAUUUAUAAAAAUAAUAAUGA
This is a messenger RNA of Ichthyophthirius multifiliis, 1521 nucleotides long. Its product is annotated as udp-n-acetylglucosamine pyrophosphorylase, putative. Gene Ontology annotation, molecular function: UDP-N-acetylglucosamine diphosphorylase activity. The transcript is spliced from 2 exons. NCBI's taxonomy places the organism in Eukaryota, Ciliophora, Oligohymenophorea, Hymenostomatida. Gene Ontology annotation, biological process: UDP-N-acetylglucosamine biosynthetic process. The record is from RefSeq and is a predicted model, not a curated record.